CUUGCAAGCCCAGGAGCAACGAAGGCUUAUGAGACAGGAUCAUGUGGUGGAAGGUGCUUUACAAGCCAAGCAUCAUGAAGUUGGAAGUACCGCAAACAACCCAAGAAAAGACAAAGUUGAUGAAGGAUACUAUAGGAGUCUUAUUGGAUGUUUAAUGUAUCUCACUGCAACAAGGCCAGACAUUCUAUUUGCUGUAAGUAUUCUCUCUCGAUUUAUGCAUUGUGCUAGUGAAAUGCAUUUAAAAGCAGCAAAAAGAAUACUGAGAUAUAUUAAGGGCACUGUUGAUUAUGGUGUCAAAUUUGAGAGCUGUCCAACAUUCAAGUUGUGUGGAUUCUCUGAUAGUGACUGGGCUGGAUCCGUUGAUGACAUGAAGAGUACCUCUGGAUAUUGUUUCAGUCUAGGCUCAGGAGUUUUUUCAUGGUGCACAAAGAAGCAAGAGACAGUAGCACAAUCCACUGCAGAAGCCGAAUUCAUAGCAGCAACAACAGCUGUAAAUCAAGUUGUGUGGCUAAAAAAGAUUUUAUUUGAUUUACAUCUCCAACAAAAUCAUAAGAUAGAGGUAUUUAUUGACAACCAGGCAGCAAUUGCAAUUUCAAAGGAUCCUGUAUGUCAUGGGAAGACUAAACAUUUUAACAUCAAGCUCUAUUUUUUAGGAGAAAUGCAGCAAAAUGGAGAAGUGACUUUGGUUUAUUGCAAGUCAGGGGAUCAAUUGGCAGAUUUGUUUACAAAGCCACUUCCUGUCAGCAAGUUUGAGUUUUUAAGGCAGAAAAUUGGAGUUUGCAGAUCCUAAAGCAAGGAGGAGUGUUAAUUAUUGCUUUUGGACUGCAUUACGUGGCUG
Messenger RNA from Trifolium pratense (red clover), 838 nucleotides. Its product is annotated as secreted RxLR effector protein 161-like. Lineage: Eukaryota; Viridiplantae; Streptophyta; Magnoliopsida; Fabales; Fabaceae. The coding region runs from base 29 to 790 and encodes 253 amino acids. The record is from RefSeq and is a predicted model, not a curated record. The transcript has 2 exons.